GACAGUGGUACCGAGAGCAAGGUGAUCCGUAGGCCGCGAAGGUAAAGUUGUUCUCCACGAUCGUCCGGCGAUUGUUAACACUUGGUACGUCUUUGGAUGGUAAUAGAACAGGAUCGAGUCCGAUCGAUAAUACAUCGUUUAAUGUACACGUGCGUGCUCGGUACCCGUUUGUGAAUGGGAUUCAUCUAGCGGUACUGUCUUUGUUUUGAUGUCGAUUUUUUUUCGGAUCUAGUGAGUUGCGAUUGAAGGGACAAUCGGGUGAGAGUUUUGGAUACUGUGCUGUUGCAAGGGAAAAUAUUGUUUAUGAUACGCUGGUAGUGUGCUUCAUGGAAUCAACAUGACUGAAGUAGCAAGUUUAUUACCAAACAACCACCGCCUUACUUCUAUCAAGCAUUAUGAAGCUGGCCCACCUGCAGGACUUGAACUGGUUGAGCCAGGCGACAUAUUUUCAACAACAAAAGAGGAAGAAUGGAUAAGCAAGAAGAAAACUGAGGUUCUCAAUACUAAACAAAUCGAAACUCGUGUUAAAAGACAAGUGGUUUUGGAAGAUGGGAAAGUCGUUGAAGAUUCAGGACCCAUGGUCACAACCAACACCACAGAAGAUACGGAAACUCAAGAGCAUCACCAAACAGAGCUUCGCAAACUUGGGGAUGAUGAAGUGGACGGCCCCAAAGCUGAGGUCGAAGGGAGAGAAAAUAUCACUCCGGAGAAAUCAAAUUGGGUGGCAGUUCCAAAUUCAGACGGAAUUGUCAGAGAAGUUAAAGAACGCAGAGUGGUGUCCCGGGAGGAAACAGAGGAAGUUAAGGAAACCGAAGAUGUGCAGCAUUUGGGGGACAUUACGGACGAGGAGUUCUUAGCUGCAGUACGUGGUGGUAAAGGAGAUAUUCGAUCUGUUUUAAGAUCAUCUGAAGCGGGCAGAGCCUUAAUAUCUACAGGUCCAAGAAUAAUUAGGGAUACCUCCAAAAGCAAGAAAGUAACAGACACUGAAGAUACAAGAGAACUGAGCUCGGUCCUUCGAGAUGGCAAAAUAGUCACUGAAACUCAAAGGACCACCGAACAUGAAGAAGUAAAUGACGACGAACUUCCAAAUGAUGGUCCUGAUCAAGACUAUCGCAAGGAAAGUUCACAAAGGUAUCUGAAAACCAGAGAGCAAGAAGACGUGGACUAUGUGGCAAAUGGAAAAAACGUGGGACAUGAAAUGAAGUAUAAAACGGAAACAAUGGAAGUAGAUAAGCGUGGUGACGAUGAGGUUGACUUGUUCGAAUCUCUAUCAACUAGAGCUCGACGAAGACUGCAACAAAACAACCGUCAACCUCACAGAUACAGAGGACUUGAAAACGGGGCACAAAAUCCCAUAGACCGCAAAGAUGCGUUAACGCGUCGACCGCUUGACUUUGACGCUGAAGAGGAGACCAGAAAGCAUGAAACUUCUAAGUGGCUCGAACAUCAUUUUGGCUCGGAGUCAAGAUCAUCAAACUCAACGUUGGACGAUGAGGAACAGCCCCCGAAAACUAGUUUCUUUAACGUCACUAUUAAAAGUCAGCCCAGUAGAAAUGAAAACUUGCAACGAAAUUAUGUUGGAACCGUGAAUAAUUCCACAUCGCGGGUUUAUAGUCCAGUCGAACCGGAACGGGAUAGAAAUCAUUCAGGCUAUUACAAAGGAGUCUCAGAUUGGUCCGAACGUCGUCAAGAACAGCAUCUUUACAGUUCGCAAAGACAAUCACCACUGCCCUAUCAACAAUCACCACAUCACCGGCAAUCGCCUAUGCAAUAUCACAUAGAUCGACCUUCCCGAUCACCUAUUCCGGAUUAUAUUCGACCACAACAUUCUCCAACUCCAGAUUAUCACCCACAACAUUCACCAGUGCCAGAUUACAGAAACGGACAUUCGCCUAGUCCCGACUAUGGAAGGCCCAUCAAAAUAUCGCCAUCGCCUAUUAGAGACAUUGAUGAUUCUCCGACUCCGCCUCAAAGGAAAAAAGGAAUAGAACGCAGAGAAAAAUACAUAGAAAAGUCUGAUAGACGCACUCGUUAUGAUAGCGGAUAUCGAUCAACUGGAAGGAUCGAUGAUACAAGAGAUGAUAGAAUUGAUCGCAUUGAAGAACCGCCUCCAGAUUAUUCGCCACCAAGUCCACCGCCGAUGCCACGGGAUGAGAAGAAACAUUAUCAGAAGACACGUUUUGCCGCCGAUGUGACUCCUAAAGCAAAAAGCGGAAACAUUAUUGGCCAGUCCAUUCGCAAGCUAGUCAACAAAAUCCGGUCUGCUAGUGCUGAGCGCAAAGCUAAACAGCAAAGGGCGCGAAGAUCACCAAGUCCUUCUUACCAACAAGGACACGUGAUUGAUAACAAUAUUGGUAAUUCCAUGGAUAGGCAGCCAGUUCAAAGAUAUUAUCUGGGCGAAGAUCCAUUUGGUGGAAGCAUUUAUGGGCGAGAGAAUAAAUACGAUGGGGUCAAGCCUGCUAGGAAUUCUAGGAGACCUAGAGAUGAUGAUCGUGAUAGAAGGUCGCAAAGUACACUUGGAAGAUUUAGCAAAUCGACCAGCCGGUUAGUGAAUAGAUCAGUUGAUGAAGGAAGAAAUUCGCAAACACUACCCAGACAUCACAAUAAAUUCGAACCUCCAACUAGAUUGAAUGGAAACAAUCGAUCGAACAGCACCAUCAACGUUUCGAUUAUAAAUACACUCGCACCGCCAAGGAUCGUAAACGAAGGUCCAAUUAAACCAGCUCGUACAUAUAAGUCAAACUUAGCGAGAAGCAAAAGCCUUAUAGUUCACGGAGAUUUGGACGCCAUAAGAAGCAGAUCAGACAUGUACACAUCAAACUCAAAUAUUCAUAGACUGAAUGAGAACCCCAGUGGCCUCAAGAGUCCUGGACUGAUUUCAAGCCUCAAUAGAAGCCAUAAGGAUAUAAAUGAUGAUAUCUAUACGUCUCGUUUCCAAAGAAACGGCGAUAGUGUGGAUAGCGGAAUUAGAAGAUAUCCAGACAUAAAUGCCAAUAAGGGUUUCGGAGAGAGAACAGAGAAUAAAAGAGUGUAUUUAUCAGGCAUAAAAAGUAAAUCGCCCGAGUUUUUCAAAGCGGUCAAUGAAGAUGAUGAUGAUUGGAGAACCAAAAGUUACACUAAUGCCACAAGAAAAUCUUCCAGAAAUUUUAAUGGAACUGAUGUUUAUGAACCUCCAACCAGGCUAAGAGAUACUCACAUAAUGUCCACACCAUCCCCAAGUCAUUCGGUACUACGACGCGGUAGUACUUCAAGUACCGAUUUCUCCGAAACUUAUCACACCACAACAAGAAAUGGCGAUCCUGUUCGACCCAGCGUAACCAAUACGGUUAAAACCAUUAGUAAGAAGACUAUUCCGAGCAAAUAUGGCAGAGCAAUGGAAACUAUAGAGUCGAGUGAGACGAAGAGCAUCACCAAGAGUCAUUAUAGAAGCAACCGGGGCGAAUCUCCUUUGUCUCCGAAUGUAAAGUUUUAUGAAAGUGAGAGGCGGUAUGAUAGUUCGAAACCGGUUGUCAUUGAAGUUAGAAAUAAUUACCGAAAUUAGAGUUAUUUUUUGAAUAUUUCACUGUAAGUACGACAAAUUAUUAGGAGAGUUGAAACACUUUGAUCGUCUGGUUUCUAUUCUGCAUAUAUCGUUGACCUAAAUAGUAAUUAAUACGUCUCAAUAUUUUUAAAACUUCUCCAUAUCUUCCAGGUGAAAACAUUCUUAUUUAUUUAAAAUUGUCACGUGCCAUUUAAAUCACCGCAUAGUAUUGUUUUCAGUAUGUGCCCAUAUAUAAAGAUUUUUUUAUUGAAAGCAUGAAAGGAUUGAAUUGAAAAUAAUAUUAUUCCUUUACAUUAGUUGCCAUGUUUUCAUCAAAUGCAGGACUGUAUUUAUUAUUUUAGUAGUAAUACUUGCCAGUUUCACGUAGUUUGAAUUUUACACUAGCAAUAAUACAAAUAACCGAACAAGUGCUUUACUCGAUUGUAAGUUAACGUUAUAGAAAUAUGUAGGUUUGUUUUGAUAAACACGUUCUUGUAUCAUUGGCAGUUUGUAUUGAGGACUUCUUCUUAAAGACAAUAAAUACUUCCUAACAUUUUGUUAAGUAGAACAAAUCCAUUGAGUCAAGAAAACGUGUAAGUAUUGCAAUAUUAGUGCUCAAUAUAAGAUUUUGUAUAGUUAACCCUGAGUAACAUGAAGUUUAUUUUAUAAGUGAUUAAUACAUAUUUUGAAGGAUAAA
Molecule: messenger RNA, 4217 nt
Organism: Dendroctonus ponderosae (mountain pine beetle)
Lineage: Eukaryota; Metazoa; Arthropoda; Insecta; Coleoptera; Curculionidae
Product: serine/arginine repetitive matrix protein 1
Exons: 18
Coding region: 338-3541 (1067 amino acids)
Source: RefSeq, a predicted model, not a curated record